Molecule: messenger RNA, 2674 nt
Organism: Volvox carteri f. nagariensis
Lineage: Eukaryota; Viridiplantae; Chlorophyta; Chlorophyceae; Chlamydomonadales; Volvocaceae
Exons: 19
Coding region: 208-2154 (648 amino acids)
Biological process (GO): mRNA splicing, via spliceosome
Cellular component (GO): spliceosomal complex
Molecular function (GO): ATP binding; RNA helicase activity; RNA binding
Source: RefSeq, a predicted model, not a curated record
UAACAACUGGAUAUGAAGGAACUCUGAAGAAUGCUGUAGGCGUCGCAACUUUACGUUAAUAUCUGGAACUUCAGUUGGAAACGGGAAUUGUCAUUGGAAUUACAACUUUGUUGCAAAGACAAAUUCAAGCUUAACGACUGUGUAAUAUUUAAGUGACGUUGGCCGUCGCUGCCCGGUGGGCCUCCGGGUAGCCCAGCCUUUACCAAAAUGGCUCAUGACGACAAAGCUGGAGGGUCUGAUCAGCAAGCUCAGCAGGAGCAAAGGCCAAAGCCAGCCGACGGGCAGGAUGGACGUGGGGAUGGCCGGCCUUUAAAGCGCUAUCGGCGCGAGGAGCUGGACAAAGAAGAGGAAAACUUGCUCAUAUCCGAAGAUGGCGACGACGACAAUGCCGAGGAGUACGUGCCUCUCCGCAAGCGGCGUGAGCAGGAGGAGUCAAGGCUGGUCAAGUUGCUGAGGGGUGGCCGCGAGGGCAGCGCUGAGCGGUCCGGCUCCGAGCCCCCCUCGGGUGACCGACCCAAGGAGAGUCUGCUGGUCAUCACGGCCAGAACCCGAAAGGACGCGGGUGCCCCCAACGAGGCUCAGGCGCUGCUGGAGGAGGAGGCCGACAUCAUGAGACACGCGCUGCAGAAGCAGGCGCUCAAGGCCGUCAAGGAGCUGGCCACGGGUGUGACGUACAGCAGGUCCAUGGAGACCGGGUGGAAGCCGCCGCUGAGGUACCGCAGACUGCCACAGGAGCUUCAGCAGCAGCUGCGUGACGCACUGCGUAUCGUUUGUGACGGGAAAAACAUCCCGCCGCCUAUACCCAGUUUUGCUGACAUGAAGCUGCCCCCCGCGGUUCUCCGUGUACUGGCCGGCAAGGGCAUCAAGAAGCCCACGCAGAUUCAGAUGCAGGGCUUGCCGGUGGCGCUUAGCGGCCGGGACAUGAUCGGAAUAGCAAGCACAGGAUCGGGCAAGACGCUGGUGUUCGCGCUGCCGAUGGUCCUUAUAGCUCUGCAGGAGGAGAUGCGCAUGCCGCUGGGUCAGAACGAGGGGCCCAUCGGUAUGGUGAUUUGCCCAUCGCGGGAGCUGGCCACGCAGACGUACGAGAUCGCGGACAUGUACUGCAAGGCCCUGGGCGCCGACCGGUACCCCGAGAUCCGUGCCAUGUUGUGUAUUGGCGGCAUUGACGCCAAGCCAAUGUACGAGACCAUUCGCCGCGGAGUGCAUGCGGUGGUGGCGACACCGGGACGACUGAAGGACCUGCUGCACAAGCGACGCAUGAAUUUGGACGUGUGCCGCUUCCUGUGCCUGGACGAGGCGGACAGGAUGGUUGAUCAGGUGGGGUUCGAAGACGACGUUCGCGACAUCCUGUCGUUCUUCCGGGGCCAGCGGCAGACGCUCAUGUUCUCGGCCACCAUGCCCGCCAAGAUCAAGGCCUUUGCGGAGAGUGCCCUGGUGGACCCGCUCUUGGUGCGCUUCCACACGGCCGCAGUCUGGUGCGCGGCCAACAUGGACGUGAUUCAGGAGGUGGAGUACGUCAAGGAGGAGGCCAAACUGCCGUACUUGCUCGAGUGCCUCCAGAAGACCGCCCCUCCCGUGCUCAUUUUCGCGGAGAACAAGCGGGACGUUGACGCUAUACACGAGUACCUGAUGGUGCAGGGUGUUGAGGCUGUAGCAGUGCACGGAGAUAAGGCCCAGGAGGACCGCCACGCCGCCAUCCACCAGUUCAAGGCGGGGGAGAAGGACGUGCUGGUGGCCACGGAUGUGGCGUCCAAGGGUUUGGACUUCCCGGACAUCCAGCACGUCAUCAACUACGACAUGCCCGAGGAAAUCGAGAACUACGUCCACAGAAUCGGUCGCACGGGCCGCUGUGGUAAGACCGGUGUGGCCACCACCUUCAUCAACACCAAACAGUGCUCCGAAACCAUUUUACUGGACCUCAAACACUUGCUCAGGGAAGCCAAGCAGCGGGUGCCGCACUUCCUGUUGGCGCUGGAUGACCCUCUGGAGGCCCAGGCCGAGUUGGAGGAGAAGAGCGGCGUCAAGGGCUGCAGCUACUGCGGUGGGCUGGGCCACCGCGUCACCAACUGUCCCAAGCUGCGAUCGGAGGACAAGGCCAAGGUCCGCGGCAACAAGGACUUCUUCGGCAGCGGCGGCUUCGGAGGGGAGAUGUGAAUCCUGUUUGUGUGUAUGCGCGUGUAUAUAUGUGUGUGCGUGUGUAUGUAUGUGUGCGCGCUGCUCCUUGCCGCUAAUGCCGGUGUUGUUGUUGCUGUUUACUUGUGGAGGGAAGGGAAACGGAGGCUGUGGAAAAUAUGUAGUGUCUUUUCCUUUUGGGGAUGGGGAGGCGUUCUGGGCUGUUGGAGGCCUUCAGCUCCAUCAUCAAUAGGAGGGUGGACUACGGCAGGGAAUCGGGAGACGAGAGAGUGUGUGUAUCUGGUGGUGGUGAUGGUCUUUUGGAGGAUGGUUUGGGGAUUUAUCAAAGGGGGGGUCGGUGUACAGUUUGGGAACGUUGGGGCUGUUGGGGGAUGCAUAGCUCCGUUCGAGCUUUAGUUAUGGUGUCGUUUCACGGCAAAAGUUCGUUACUAGGAGGUGGCUGCAAGAGACGUGCUCCUUGCUUCGCAAGCAAAGGAAAUGGGAGUUUGACUGGGCGGUUGGGUCCCACCGCGAUGACCGUCACGCUGCGUCACGUUGGUUC